AUGCAUUUUUUCUUAAUUGCUAUUCUAGCCAUUAUUCAGGCUGGCACAUCCCAAGCUGGAACCCUUGAGAUCAUAGAUCAUAAUCGGCAAUGUCUGAUAUGGUCUACUGAUAAUUAUGGCUGCACAGGUUACUCUGCGUCAUUUGGUCGUCUCGAUGGAAUUGAUUGUUCAAAGCUCAGUGAGGUUGCCAAUGGCAACCGUCAUGAAUUGAAUAUGCUCAAAGUCGACGUAUGCGGUACAGAGGACGGUUCGCCUGUUGCUUGGAUCCAGGUGAACCGCACGGGACUGGUCACAUUCUCCAAUAUAAAUGGGAAUCAAUCGUCCUGUGUACUCAAUGAUGGAUUAAAGGCAGGUAGCUGGUGUAUUACAACUGGAGAAUUAGAUAAAACAAACUCGCCCUGCUACUCAUCUACCUAUAAACUACCUACCAGCACCCCAUCUUCCAGCACUCCAUCUACCAGCACUCCAUCUACCAGCAAUCCAUCUGCCAGCACCCUAUCUACCAGCACUCCAUCUACCAGCACUCCAUCUGCCAGCACUCCAUCUGCCAGCACUCCAUCUACCAGCACUCCAUCUACCAGCACUCCAUCUACCAGCACUCCAUCUACCAGCACUCCAUCUACCAGCACUCCAUCUACCAGCACUCCAUCUACCAGCACUCCAUCUACCAGCACUCCAUCUACCAGCACUCCAUCUACCAGCACUCCAUCUACCAGCACUCCAUCUACCAGCACUCCAUCUACCAGCACUCCAUCUACCAGCACUCCAUCUACUACUACUACGAAAGAUAGCCAUCUCACUAUCGUUACUGUUGCUUCUGUCACUAGCACUUCUACUAGUAUUGUUUGGGUCACAGUGUAG
Molecule: messenger RNA, 861 nt
Organism: Penicillium crustosum
Lineage: Eukaryota; Fungi; Ascomycota; Eurotiomycetes; Eurotiales; Aspergillaceae
Exons: 2
Coding region: 1-861 (286 amino acids)
Source: RefSeq, a predicted model, not a curated record